This is a messenger RNA of Bemisia tabaci, 925 nucleotides long. Its product is annotated as probable salivary secreted peptide. The record is from RefSeq and is a predicted model, not a curated record. Lineage: Eukaryota; Metazoa; Arthropoda; Insecta; Hemiptera; Aleyrodidae.
UGUUUAUUUGAAGUUGUCAUGGGUUAGUGGAAACUUGAUACGAGCAAGUACUGAUAAAAUUCUGCUGUAAAACGUAGUUUUAGUUCAAGUUUUGAGGUGGUAGAGAGAGGGUGAUGGUAAUAAAUCUUAUUAUUAGGAAGGUCUCAAACAACCUCUGAUGUUUUCGACACCAUAAUGACUUCCUGACACCAUACUUCAAAAUUUCAUGUAUUUUUGACCGAGGUGGAAUCCGAAAAUGUCCGGAUAUUGGAGCAAACUACCCCUUUUCACUUUGGCCGUCUGGUGUCUAGUGGCAGCCGAAGAGUUCACUGAUAACAUCCAAGAACACGAGUGGGGUCCACCACCACCCUCUAAGCGCAAGAUCUCGUUGAAUAAUAAUUCACUUUUUCUCGGAGAAAGGAGGUCUGAUGAUGAGGUGAUAUUCGAGACGGAAGUAGAUUUAAAAGGCGAGCCUGAAAACGUACUAGAACACACGGUCAACUUCCCGAAAUGGGGUUUUACGAAUGAUAAGAUUAUCAACUUCAUAUCGAUCAUCGACGUCAAUCUGUGGGAGGAGGGCGGGACAGCAACGAUUACUAGUGGAGGCGUCAACGCGACACACGUAACGAUUCACUUGAGAUCCCAGCCAGGGAGACACCUCGAUUUCCAGAUCGUCGUCCGUGGAAGAAAAUCCUAAGCACUGACGUCUCUAGUCGUCAAAUCGAUGGAAGUAUCGUAAAACGUCGUAGAGAUAGUGAACAGGACUCCAUAAACAACAAUUUGAAUUUUAAAGCCAUGAAAUUGCCAGGUCGGUGAUUUGAAGGAGAGCUUUGGAAACGCAUCCUCCACUCGAGUUUGUAAAGCAUCGCAAAUGGAGGAAUCUGAUGAUAGGGUCACAUAUGUUUUCGGUCAUUCAAUUUAUGAAGCAGUGAAAAUUUAAAUAGCA